Messenger RNA from Lucilia sericata (common green bottle fly), 777 nucleotides. RefSeq names its product transmembrane protease serine 9-like. The transcript has a single exon. Lineage: Eukaryota; Metazoa; Arthropoda; Insecta; Diptera; Calliphoridae. Bases 1 to 777 code for a protein of 258 amino acids. Gene Ontology annotation, molecular function: serine-type endopeptidase activity. Gene Ontology annotation, biological process: proteolysis. The record is from RefSeq and is a predicted model, not a curated record.
AUGUGCUUGUUAAUUUUAACUAUAAUCACUUCUAUUGCCUACAGUAUUCACGCCGUUCCCGAUGGAUAUUAUACCACUAAAUAUUUUGCUGUUGCUAUAAUCGAUCAACAAAAAAUAGUUUGUGGCGGAUCAAUUCUUUCUGUAAAAUUUGUGGUUACUGCAGCUCAUUGCUUUGAGCGAGGCAGGGAUGUUGAAGGCAUAGAAAUUAUAGUGGGUGUAUCAGACUUAAAUAAAACUACGGACGAGAAUAGAAAAUAUGCCGAAGAGAUUAUUAUACAUCCACGUUAUUCUAAAGUCACCCGAGACUUUGAUAUUGCUCUGGUACAUUUGAAAGAGGAUCUUACAUUAGGUGGAUCUGUGCAGAGAAUAGACAUGGUAUCCGGUAAUUAUGAUGAAUUUUAUGGUUCUGAAGUUCAGGGUGUUGGUUGGUCUUCAAUUGGAGAAGGCUAUGCUGAACUUCCCACUAUAUCCAGUGAAAAUUCCUUUAAGGUGUGGUAUCGAAGUGAUUGCACUUCGCGUAAUGUAUUGGGACCUGAUGCUUAUUAUUUAUUUGGACCUUUGAUAAGCGAACGAAUGUUGUGUGCCAGUACACUCAAAGGUUUUCCGGGUACAUGUGAUGGUGAUGAUGGUUCGGCUUUGACAACAUACAGAUACCAAUUGAUAGGUGUUUUAUCAUGGCGUUAUGAUUGUAUGGCGAAAUCAAAACCCUCAGUAUAUACAAGUAUACCUUUAAUGCGUAGUUGGAUUAUAAGAACUUUGGGAAAUAUUGAACAUUGA